AUGACUGCCACAAAUACUUCUGUUCUUGUUCUUCUUGAUCCUAACGAUCACCAUCAACAAUUCGAUGGUAAUUAUGAUGCACAAUUAUUUUCUCGAUUUACUGAUAAAAAUCGUUGUGUAUUACAUGUAUUAUCUCGUCUUGCACAUGUUGGUUUACUUCAUUUCUUUAUACCAAAUGCUGAAAAUACUUUAAUUAAUGCACGAGUUACUUUAUUUAAAAAUACAAUAUUUUAUAUUUAUUGUAUUGAUGAAGGAAGUGUUAUAGCAAUGAAAAGAACAUAUAAUUAUCCAAUGUUUGUAAAAAUCUUUCAUGUUCAAUGGUUAUCAACAUAUAUAUGUCAGGCAGCUAUUGCACAUUUAGUUGAACGAGCUGAACGUACACAACAUGAUCCUGAAGAAUAUGAUACAUCAUUACAAGUAGCAGCUGAACUUGCAAAUACAUUAGCUAAUGAACUUAAUGAAUAUAUGAUUGUGAAAACUGGUUUACAACCAGAAGAUCGUAUAUGA
This is a messenger RNA of Rotaria sp. Silwood1, 507 nucleotides long. Lineage: Eukaryota; Metazoa; Rotifera; Eurotatoria; Philodinida; Philodinidae. The record is from the annotation of a GenBank genome assembly.